UAACAAAUGUGUUUUGUAUGUUGCAGGUAACAAAGUCAAUCAAUAUGGAGAAUUUUGCUGAAGAUUUUUACCCCAGAUUGUCGAAAACGACAGCGACUUCGCUUACGAUAAUUCCCAAGAAAUGAGGCAGGUGGCGUACACUUCCUACGGUAUGUGCACUUUCUGUUCAUCCACGUUUAAUCCUAUGUAUAAAUUGCCCGUUAUGACACUAAACAUAUCAUUUAACUUUUGUCCUCAAAGGGUUGAACAUCGUUUGUGGAAACUUUUUCCAGAGUUGUCUUCACGAAAGAAAUCGGUAGCAAAGUCAAUCAAUAUGGAGAAUCUGGCUGAAGGUUUUUUACCCCAGAUCGACGUAAACGACAGUGACUUCGCUUAUGAUAAUUCUUGCUACAGUACGUGCACUUUCCGUUCAUCCACGUUUGAAGGAUUGGAGGAAAGUUCAAUCAAUUUCCUCCACAUGCUCUUUCACAUGGAUGAACGGAUAUUGAAAAAGAUAAAGAAAAAAAAUCAGACUCAAGAUUUUUCCCACAAAUUGAAGUAAACGAAAACGACUUCGUUUACAAUAAUUCUCAAGUCCUGAGACACGUGGGUGAGGUGAAUACCAGCGCGUAAACGUGUUACGCCUGGAUACCAAAUUGUGACGGUAUGUACACUUUCCGUUCAUCCACGUUUGAAGGAUUGGACGAAAGUUCAAUCAAUUUCCUCCUCAUGCUCUUUCACAUGGAUGGACGGAUACUACAGAAGAUAGACGCCUGUGUUGAAGUCAGCCAGAACAGGAGUAUGAACCCCGACGGGGACGCUAC
Messenger RNA from Cimex lectularius (bed bug), 803 nucleotides. RefSeq lists its product as uncharacterized. The record is from RefSeq and is a predicted model, not a curated record. NCBI's taxonomy places the organism in Eukaryota, Metazoa, Arthropoda, Insecta, Hemiptera, Cimicidae. Bases 122 to 541 code for a protein of 139 amino acids. The transcript has 2 exons.